This is a messenger RNA of Ixodes scapularis (black-legged tick), 3162 nucleotides long. Its product is annotated as urease subunit alpha. The record is from RefSeq and is a predicted model, not a curated record. Gene Ontology annotation, molecular function: nickel cation binding; urease activity. The transcript is spliced from 24 exons. Bases 202 to 2796 code for a protein of 864 amino acids. NCBI's taxonomy places the organism in Eukaryota, Metazoa, Arthropoda, Arachnida, Ixodida, Ixodidae. Gene Ontology annotation, biological process: urea catabolic process. Gene Ontology annotation, cellular component: urease complex.
GGCACUUGACAACCGCCGCCGCCACGCAGCACAAAAAGAAAAAGAAACACUGCGAACGAGAGGCGAAGAAACAGAUGGCAAAUAGAAACACGUUCUGUAGAACGCGAGAGGAAAGCUUGGACCGUUUUGCACGAGAUCUGCCAAUUGGUUUUUUGGUUCCGAAAGCUGCGGACGCCUGUUGUCGGUGACAGCGACGUAGGGAUGCGACUGACUCCGAAGGAACUUGAAGGGUUGCUCGUGCACCAGGCAGGAUUCCUGGCACAGAAGAGGCUGGCCCGUGGACUGCUCUUGAACCACCCGGAAGCUGUGGCUCUCAUAGCAUGUCAAGUCCAGGAACUUGCCAGAGAUGGUCUUGGUUUGUGCGAGGUCAUGGACAAAGGAGGACAAAUGAUCGGUCGUAACCAGGUCCUGGAAGGUGUUCCCGAUCUCCUUCAUGAGAUGACAGUGGAAGCCACCUUCACCGACGGUACCAAACUUGUGUGUCUACACUAUCCAAUUCGAAAGAAGAAUGGCGAUCUACAGUUGGCGCUUCACGGAAGCUUCUUGCCUGUGCCCUGUCACUCCGUGUUUGAAGAAAAGAAGAGUAACUUCCUGUUGAGGAAUCUACCCACGUACCUUGAGGACGUGGACGAGGACGCACUGAGCCUCCUCAGGUCACCCCCAGGUGAAGUAAUACCGGGCAAAGGCGACGUGACGUUGAACGCCGGACGGCGUAUGAUCAUCCUCAAGGUGGUGAACACGAGUGACCGUCCUGUACAGGUUGGAAGCCACUAUCACUUCACUGAAACAAGCAAGUACUUGGUUUUCGACAGAAAAAAGGCUUACGGCAUGAGGCUUAACAUUCCUGCCGGAACCUCCGUACGUUUCGAGCCUGGUGACGAGCGAUCGGUUCCUCUUGUGGAGAUAGCAGGGUUUCAAAUAGUUCGUGGAGGUAAUAACCUGUGUGAUGGCAAUGUAGACAUCAAAAAUCUUCCACAAGUCAUGAAGAGGGUAUACACCAAUGGGUUUGGCCACAUAAAACAGAAAACGGUGGAUGAAGGAAAACCUCACCGAAUGACAAGAGCCAACUACAUAUGUCACUUUGGGCCAACAGUCGGAGAUAAGGUGAAACUUGCGGACACAUGCCUGGUAGUAGAAGUGGAGAAAGACCACACUUCCUACGGAGAUGAAGUAAUGUUUGGAGGAGGCAAGGUGAUCAGGGACGGGAUGGGGCAAGCCAGCUACCGACGAUCUGAGGAGGUUCUCGACGUUGUCAUUACCAAUGCACUCAUUAUCGACGCUGUGCUUGGCAUCGUGAAAGCCGACGUUGGCAUCAAAGGCAACACAAUCGUAGGCAUCGGAAAGUCAGGUAACCCGGACGUGAUGGCGGGCGUGGACCCAUGCUUGGUGAUCGGUUGCGGCACAGAAGUCGUGGCCGGGGAAGGACUCAUCCUUACCGCUGGAGCUAUCGACACCCAUGUUCACUACAUCUGUCCACAGAUUGUCAAACAGGCCAUCGCUGGAGGAAUCACCACACUCAUCGGCGGAGGGUCAGGACCUGCUUCUGGGACCCGUGCCACGACGUGCACCCCAGGCCCGGACUGCAUUGAGAACAUGAUGCAAAGCACGGACAAUAUGCCACUAAAUUUCGGCUUCACAGGCAAGGGAAACACGUCUUACACGCAGGGGCUCGCUCCGGAACUCGUAUCCCAAGUGGAAGCUGGGGCUAUGGGCCUGAAACUUCACGAGGAUUGGGCAUCUACUCCAGCAGCCAUCGACGCCUGUCUCCAAGUCGCCGACCACUACGACAUCCAGGCGCUGAUCCACACGGACACGCUGAACGAGUCCGGUUGCCUGGAGCAGACGCUGGAGGCUUUCGCCGGCCGCUGCAUUCACGCGUACCACGCCGAGGGCGCCGGCGGGGGUCAUGCGCCCGACAUCAUCGCCGUCUGCGGAGAGCCCAACGUCAUUCCCUCGUCCACCAACCCCACUCGGCCCUACACAAAGAACACAGUGGACGAGGCCUUGGACAUGCUUAUCAUCUGUCAUCAUCUGGACAGGAAUAUCAAGGAGGAUCUAUCUUUCGCGGAGUCGCGAAUUCGAGCCGAGACUAUCGCUGCCGAGGACGUUCUUCAUGAUAUUGGCGCCAUCAGCAUCUACUCAUCCGAUGCCCUGGCCAUGGGCAGGAUCGGCGAAGUGGUGAGCAGGACGUGGCAGACGGCGGACAAGAUGCGACUCUUCAGGGGAAAGCUCGAUGAGGACUCUCCCAAAAAUGACAACUUCCGGGUGAAGCGGUACAUCGCGAAGUACACCAUCAACCCUGCCCUGGCCCAUGGCAUCGCCUCUUACGUCGGUUCUGUAGAGCCAGGAAAAAUGGCAGACCUCGUGCUCUGGAAGCCGGCGUUGUUUGGUGCAAAGCCUGAGCUUGUGAUCAAGGGAGGGCAGAUCAUCAGUGCACAGAUAGGUCUGGCAAAUGCCUCCAUCCCAAAUGCAGAACCUAUGAUGCUACGGAAAAUGUUUGGUGCCUGUGGAAUCUCAACUAGGAAAAACUCAGCUGUCUUCGUGUCGCAGGUCUCACUGGACAAAGGAAUAGUUCAGAAAUAUGGACUGAAGAAGACACUUCUUCCCGUGUCCGGCUCAAGGAAGAUAACAAAGAGCGACUUUGUGCUGAAUGGUCUGACGCCCAAACUCUCAGUUCACCCCGAGAAGUAUCUUGUGGAAUGGAUCAAAGAGGAAGAUGGCGAGGAGAAGAGGGUGCACCUCACUGUUCCUCCGUCUGACCACAUUGCUCUUGCACAGACAUAUUUUCUUUUCUAAGAUGGCCAAAUUAACGCCAUCUUGAAAAUGCUGUUUUUGAGGGCGCUACUCGAAAGUAUAUUUGUGCUGGCGAAAGGUUGAUAACAAAAAUCUUUUGCAGUGCAGCAUUUAUUAUGUAGAGGAUGUAAUGUAUAUAAAUGCAUAUAUUUACUCUAUAUUCAUUAUAAAAUCCUGAUGUUUUACUUUGUUUUGUUAAGAGUGUACCAACGAAGCUGUGUUGUCCCCUUCGGAUAAUUCAAAGAAAAUCUCAAAACAAUCAAAGAUAUUGGGUAAUCAUUUAAAAAAAAACACUUUGGCUACCGAGAAUUGCAUGAAAUAAUACUUUUGAACUUUAUGCGUUUUGAUUAAAAUUACCGUACCUCGGUG